GACAGUUUUAAUAAUAUCUAUAGGUAAAUACAAGUAUGUCGGUAUCAAUCCUUUCAAUGGAUAUAUUCAGAGGCUCUUCAAUCAAUACUAUUUUCAUAAGCUCGUUCUUAAAACCGAAUAUGGUUAUCCGACCGGGUAAAAUUCAAUUGGGCAACGCAACUUACGGGGUAAUUCUGAAGUCCAAUUUAGCUUGCACACCGUGGACAAUUUUCUAUCACCUUAUGGGUCUGGUCUUCAACUGGGUACUGCUGUGCCUCUUCAAUUCCCUGUCACCCCAACAUAAAGGCGCCAAAAUAUGCAGGUCGUUGAUCAACAGACGAAUCAUAGUGAUACGAACUCACGCAGUUUUGUCUUGGCGUAAUAUUACGACACUUUUAAUCUUCACCAGUUUCCUCGUUUCUAUUUGAUUAGGAGCCUCUUUUUUGCUUCGUCGUGCUUUAUUUAAUGUUUCUAGUCUGUACUUUCUUUACUGCAAUUAAUUCAUUUAUUAUUGAACUCUGUUAUCACUUCCAAUAAACCAGAAUUCAGGCUACACGAUAAAUAUGGUUCAGUACAAAAAUCUCAUACUUUUCCUUACCGUAGGCAUUUCGGCCGCUUUCGAGAAUUCAUUACCCCUUGCCCUUCGGCAAAUUCGACCAACGCCUCAUCCCAAUGAAAACUACCUCUACCAGAUGUGUUAUCCCAAUUUAGCGAAUAUCAGUCUUCUCGUAGGUUCAAACGGCGCUGAAAAACGAUUACAAAUCAUGGCCAAUUCUCCUUUCCCUUGCGAGCGCAGUAACUAUAUCAUCUACGCCUGUCUCGCCAAUGGUACAUCACCUAUUGAUUUUCUCGCCGAGCAAGAAUGUAUCUGUCCAUCCUCAUUGUGGGAACUCGAAACAGCUUGUACGGAUUGUUAUCUCGCGCAUGGAUAUCAGAAUAUCACAAGAGAGGAAAGUGAUGCGAGUAUUUCAAGUUUGAGUCGGGCGGAAUGUACAGCCACACCUGUACAACCGUUUACGAACUUUUUCUCGGGCGUCGAUGCGUCGCAAGCGUUGACGACACCGGAUGUGGUGCUGGGAUCGGAUAGAUUUCCAAACCAGACGGCGGUUAGCAAUUACUAUACUGGCAAUGCUGCAUGGACGAUAGGAAGUAUUACCGGAAGUGCAACGGCUCGAUUAACGAGCUAUACGGCAAUAGAGUCUAGUAGAUUUACUUCCACGAGUACUGGGGCUCCUUAUUCGACGGGUACGAGUGGGAGUGCAAGUGGGAGUGCGCAGACUAGUACUAGUGGAGCGGGAGGAUUGAAGAGUUUGAUGAGUAGUCCGGGUGGUUUUUUGGGGGUAGGCGUGUUGCUCAUGCAGUGUAUGGCGGUGAUUUUCACUGCUUGGAUUGCUUCGUGUUAAAUGGAGUGUAUGGAGUUUAUAGAGUGUUUUAGGAGGCGAGUCAGGAAGCAUGGGGUAACUAACUAGUUCUAGAGCUGCUUAAAAAUUAUCGGAGGUAAAGUAUACGAAAGCAUGGAUGGGCGGGGUGGAUGGGGGGUUACGGUAGAUGUAUUUCAUGAUUAACUGAAUAGAGCAUACAUGGAAUAGCUGGUAUUGAUUCGUGUUAUUGUAGCUACUACGCACCGGAUAUAAUAGCACACACGAAUAUGUAGAU
Messenger RNA from Botrytis deweyae, 1635 nucleotides. RefSeq lists its product as uncharacterized. The transcript is spliced from 2 exons. NCBI's taxonomy places the organism in Eukaryota, Fungi, Ascomycota, Leotiomycetes, Helotiales, Sclerotiniaceae. Bases 543 to 1382 code for a protein of 279 amino acids. The record is from RefSeq and is a predicted model, not a curated record.